AUGCCAUUUGGAAUCGCCACAGCACCGGAAGAAUACCAGAGGUGCCAACACGAAGUACUUGAAGGCCUCCAGGGCAUCUAUGUUGUCGCAGAUGACAUCCUCAUCACAGGACAAGGAGAGACAGAAGAAGAAGCACUUCGAGAUCAUGACAGUAAUCUAGUUGCAUUACUGGAGAGGGCAAGACAAGUAAACCUGAAGCUUAACCCAAAGAAGCUGAAACUCAGACUGCCAGAGGUCCCCUACAUAGGUCACCUCCUCACCCCGGGAGGCGUAAAACCAGAUCCCGAGAAGGUCCGUGCAGUACAGGAAAUGCCGCGUCCAGAUGGGAAAAGCAAAGCUGAGAAAAUAAAGGCUGUCCAACGGUUCCUCGGUUUUGUAAACUACUUAGCAAAGUUUGUACCGCAUCUCGCAGAUGAGAGUGAGCAACUAAGACGUCUCACAGACAAAGAAGCAGAGUGGGCGUGGGAACAACACUACCAAGACGCGUUUGACACCACUAUUCAAGUAUCAGACGACGGUCUCAAGAGGAUUCAGAAGGAGACGGAGUGUGAUGAGACGUUGCAACGUCUAAAAGAAACAGUGCUACAAGGCUGGCCUGAGACAAAACAAGAAGCAGAUCCGAGAGUUGCUGAAUAUUGGACAUACCGUGAUGAAAUAAGCGUCUAUAAUGGAGUGCUGUACAAGGGAGAGAGAGUUAUUGUCCCGUCUUCCCUACGGAAAACACUCAUGUCUCGCGUCCAUGCAAGUCAUCAAGGGGAGCAAGCAUGUCUCCGAAGAGCGAGGGAUGCUUUGUUUUGGCCUGGGAUGAGCCAACAGAUCAGAGAUCUCGUAAGCAGCUGUAGCCUCUGCGCAGAUCACGUGCCAGCUCAAACCAAGGAACCAUUGAUGACACCAGAGCUUCCCAAACGCCCCUGGAGUAUCGUUGCGCAAGACCUCUACACUCUCAACGGGAAAGAUUUCCUAAUAACAGUGGAUGCUUACAGUGGAUUCUGGGAAGUUGAUGAACUAACCCAAGCUACAGCUGCCAACGUCAUAAACAAGACUAAACAGCACUUCGCGCGUUACGGAAUACCAGACAGGGUCUACAGCGAUAAUGGUCCACAGUUUGCUAAUGCAGAGUACACCACGUUUGCCUCCAGUUGGAAGUUCGAACACCAGACAUCGUCACCGUACCACAGCCAGUCCAACGGGCUGAUAGAAGCAGCUGUGAAAUCCGCAAAAAACCUGCAGAAGAAGGCGAAUAAAUCGGGGCGAGACGUAUGGAUGAGUUUUCUGGACCAUAGGAAUACGCCAACCGAAGGUAUGGACAGCAGCCCAGUCCAAAGAUUGAUGUCAAAGAGAACGAAGACAACUCUACCGCUAGCACAACAUCUACUCGAACCAGAGCUUCAACAAGAUGUAACAGAAAAGCUAACGCUGAAACGCAAAAAGGCGAAGAAACAUUUUGACAGGGGCUCAAAGGAACUACCGGAGCUAAACAUCGGAAAACCUGUCAGAAUGACCAGCCUCCCAAAAGAAACCAAGAAAUGA
Nematostella vectensis (starlet sea anemone) is the source of this 1530-nucleotide messenger RNA. RefSeq lists its product as uncharacterized. Gene Ontology annotation, molecular function: nucleic acid binding. NCBI's taxonomy places the organism in Eukaryota, Metazoa, Cnidaria, Anthozoa, Actiniaria, Edwardsiidae. The record is from RefSeq and is a predicted model, not a curated record. Bases 1 to 1530 code for a protein of 509 amino acids. The transcript is spliced from 2 exons. Gene Ontology annotation, biological process: DNA integration.